Anopheles maculipalpis is the source of this 2154-nucleotide messenger RNA. Its product is annotated as beta-1,4-glucuronyltransferase 1-like. The transcript is spliced from 8 exons. NCBI's taxonomy places the organism in Eukaryota, Metazoa, Arthropoda, Insecta, Diptera, Culicidae. The coding region runs from base 64 to 1842 and encodes 592 amino acids. The record is from RefSeq and is a predicted model, not a curated record.
UUUUCGAGCAUCACCGUAGUACACGUAAACGGCCCCAAACUGAAGCUCCCGAACGUUAUCAGAAUGCGUCGAAACUGGCUUCUGCGCUGCAGCAUCCUGAUCAACGUGGCCGUGCUGCUGUACAUCGGCAGUCAUCUGCUGAUCGGCAGCGGCAACUUUGCCCUCGGCCCGGCCUACAUCAUAUCGGAUGAGGUGCUGAAGCAGCAGCAACCGGAACAGUACAAACAGUAUCUACCCGCCCAGCAGCGAUUGCUCGAGGCGGAACAGGCACUGUUUGAACAGCAACAGCAACAGCAGCAGCAGCAGCAACAGCAACAACAACAACAGCAGCAAGCGCUACAAUCAGCCCAACAAGGACACAGUAGUUUAGUGUUAAAAAUUCAAGAAAAUGGGAUUGGUGUGCAGGAAGUGGUUCAGCAGACGCAACAGCAGCGACAGCUGGUACAGAACAGUGCCACUCAGCAACAGCAGGAACAGCAGCAGCAGCAGUUGAUGCUGGAAGCAAGAGAUGUAGAUAACAGUAAUCUUAAUGUAGACGAUAGUCGUUUCGAUGUGCCAACGGAGAAAAGCACCGUCCGGAAGAUGGUCGGUGGCGAUGUGCUUUACCAGGACGGGCAGCAAUCGGCGGGCGGUGGUCCAGGCGGUGGUAGCGGUGCGACCGGAGUGCUCAACGGUAGCGAUAUCUUUUCCACCACCGCAUCUAUGGAUGUCGAUGCGAAGCUAAGAUCACUGCUCAACUGCCACGACCGUGACUACGAGCCAUACAUCGGACAGCGGGGAGACUUUUGGGUGUUGCGGAACUACAUCCGGGCGGAACACGGUGACCUGCGGUGUCACGAAACAAUCACCUAUACAACGCACGCAGACUACACAUUUCUGGACAAUUUAGUACCACUGCUGGAAAGGUGGAACGCUCCAGUUAGCCUUGCGCUUCACGCCCCCGGGACGGAUUUUGUGCCCACGAUCAAUUCAAUAAAGUAUCUAAGAGACUGCGUACCAGAGAGUCAUUUAGUCCGACAGUUUGUCACAUUUCAUAUUUAUUUUAGUAGUAAACAUAUUCCAAAACUUGUUCCUAAACACAAUCAAGUAUUAGACACGCCGUACAACUGUUCGCUGCCGAUACCAUACUUCAACGUGUCUGCGGCUCAGCUGUACAAAACACAGAAGAAGCUCCUGUAUCCGGUGAACGUCGGCCGAAACGUUGCGCGCGAUGCAGCAAUGACCCAUUUCCUUCUAGCUAGCGAUAUUGAAUUGUAUCCCAAUCCGGGGCUAGUGCAUAAGUUUCUCGAAAUGAUCGCACGGAACGAACCGGUGUUGCAGCGCAAGAAUCCAAGAGUCUUUCCUUUGCCGAUAUUUGAAGUAGAUAAUAAUUCACCGGUGCCACGUGAUAAAGCGGAACUGCAGGAACUGUUGCGCACGGGCAAAGCAAUCCCGUUCCACAAACGCGUCUGCUCCAGCUGCCAUGGUGUACCGAAAUCCAAGGAGUGGAUCGCCGCCAACGAAACCGACGAUUUGGGCGUGUUUCACAUUGGCAAACGAAUCGGUUACUUUGUGCACUGGGAACCGAUAUACAUUGGAACGCAUGCCGAUCCACAUUACGACGAGCGGUUAAGCUGGGAAGGGAAGAGUGAUAAAAUGACACAGGGUUAUGCACUGUGCGUUCUCGAUUACGACUUCCACAUACUAGACAACGGGUUCCUGGUGCACAAACCGGGCAUCAAGGUCCUGAAGAAGGACCCGAAGCGGGCAAUGCUGGCCGCCAAAACGAACCAGCUGAUAAAGAAGAUCAUCUACCCGGAGCUGCAGGUCAUGUACGGAACGCGCAAGGGCUGUGCUGUAUAGUUGAAGGGGAAACAACAUUAGUAUAAGGCCAACGAUGCCGCUGGCAACGAUAGUACUAAUGGUGGUGGUAGUAAUGGUGCUAGUGACGGUGGUGGUGUACGUGGUGGUGGUGGUAAUACUAGGGGUAUUAUUGGUAGACGCUCGCGGACCAUGAUCUCAUCGUCCUUUGGCUCGGCGGCCGGAUGGUCCGCCCUUACCCUAAUGUCCGGUGCACCGGCAGGACCACACCGGGCCCACGUUGGUAAUCGGCGCAAGGUAGGCAAACCGAAGGGUUACAUCCGCCGCCGAAGACGACGCCGAUGAGCGCACGGU